This is a messenger RNA of Mobula hypostoma (lesser devil ray), 3292 nucleotides long. RefSeq names its product elastin microfibril interfacer 2b (gene emilin2b). Gene Ontology annotation, molecular function: protein binding. Lineage: Eukaryota; Metazoa; Chordata; Chondrichthyes; Myliobatiformes; Myliobatidae. Bases 212 to 3277 code for a protein of 1021 amino acids. The transcript has 7 exons. The record is from RefSeq and is a predicted model, not a curated record.
GACCGAGACCAAAGCAUUUCUCUUCGGUGCACGGAUCUGCUCUUCAUCUCACCAAAGGGCAGAUCCACUACCCGUUCCACUGCUCAGGCCUCUUCCCUGUCCGACCAGAAACCCUUCGGUUCUUCUCCCGAGAAGGUUGCGCCGCCGGUUGCAGUUCUGGCGAGUGGGAUACAACCGGGAAAGGUGGUCAAAUUAAAACUGCCCCGUUACAAUGGCCGGAAGAUUAGCUGAGAGCGAGGCGAUUUUCCUGAGCUGGUCUUUGAUUCUCAUCAGUCUUCUAGUGUCUGAUGUGCAAGCAACUCUUUCAUCUGCCAGUUACAAUCUGUAUUCUUCCAGGUCCGCUCCGGACUACAGUGCCUACAGAGCCCUCGGGCGCGGCAAGAACUGGUGCGCUUAUAUUAUGAAGAAGAACGUGACCUGCUCGGUGGUAGACGGAGCACAAAGUUACAUCAAGGCCGACUAUCAGCCUUGCCCCUGGGGUCUGGCCAACUGUCCAUCUGUUGUGGUAUAUCGAACUCAUUUCCGUCCUACGUAUAAAAUUUCAUACAAGGUGGUGACUCAGCUGGCGUGGAGGUGUUGCCCUGGGUUUAAGGGUGAAGAUUGCAAGCAUGGUCUGUCAACACGUACUGCAGUUUCUCCUCUGCCAUCUUCUGAUCCCCGAAAGAGGAAUCUCACUCCUGAACUGACAGAGAGGCAAGGACAUAAAGAGCCAUCCACUGACGUGCAAAGCCUAAAAAUCCAGCAGUUGGAAUAUGAAGUACAACGCCUUAACCAGGUUCUGGAAAAACUGCAGGCAUCAAUGACGGGGCUUGGUGACAGUCUGAGGAACAGUGUCCAGGAAGAUACCAGCAAAACACUUGCCACAUUGUUGAAUAACCUGAGACUCUCUGGCAGUGCUGUUGGCUUUGAGAGUGUUCAUGGUUCAACUGUCCACGAGAAUGCAGAUACAUUCCAUCAAUCAGGAAUGGGUGAAAUGAUGUCUAAAAUAACAGAGGUUAAAGAAACAUUAAAGACUAAGAGUGAUAUGCUCGACGAACUACAUGGAAUGGUGAGUGGGCAUGACGGACAACUGAAGCAGCUAAUGGAAGCAGUUCAAGGGCCUAUUGCUACCUAUUCUCCAUUUUCCAAUGGAGACUUUUAUCAAUCUUAUAUUGAUAGCAAAUUUGAAACGCUGAAGGAAGAGAUGAUGGUUGGCAUUGACAUGAAAUUUGCAGAUAUGAAGAAUUCCUGUGAGUACAGGUUAAUGUCUCUCAAAGAACAAUGUGAAGAAAAUGAGCUGCAGUAUGAAAACAUGGAGAAAUUGCUUCAUGAGAAAGAGGAUGAACUGAGAAAGGAGAUGAGUGGCAUCAGAAAACUUCUGCAGGAAUCACCAGGCCAGUACAACUGCUGUGUUUCUACAAGCACUUUAAAACGCCAAUUGAAUAACAUGAAUAAAAAGAUCUCCAGAGUAACCGACGCAAACAUAGUGUUAAAUGCUAGAAUGGAUAAUGAACUGGAGCGCUUUACAACCCUCAAUCUGGAAAAUAUUUUUGCUGAGAGACUAGAAGAAAUUGAAUCUAGAAUGAAUGUAACUGAGAGAAACGCUGAAGAGCAUUGUUUUUAUAUUGAGUAUACUCUGAGAGGACUCAUUGAAAGUGAAGUUGAUGGUGUGAAAGAUUUGCUAAAGAAGCAGCUCCAGGUGUUACAGAACAAACAUGAUGAAGAUUUGGCAGGACUUGGCAAUACAACUUUAACUGCUGCAUAUGGCAGUGAGCUGGAAUCAUUACUUCAGCAUGAUCUGAAUUCAAGUAACGUGAUGGAGCAUAUUGAGAAUAGGUUGCAGGAGAUAGAGAGUGUCUGCCAGAGUGGUUGUAUAUCUGAUCCAAGGGAGAUGAACAACAUCAAAAAGGAUUUAGAAACCUGCAAGGAGAAUUACAAGGAGCUAUUAUUAAAAACUAAACAAAACUCAAUUCUUGUUACAUCACUUAAUGGUACAAUUCAUGAAGGUUUUAAGAAGGUGGAAGAAAACACAGACUUAGAAAUGGUGCACAAAGAAAUUAACAAACUAAAACUUGCAAUAAACACUGUUGAAAAUACUGUACAAACACAAUGGGAAGGUCUGAAUAAGAGUACCGAAGCACUCGUAACCAUCGAGUCCACGUUAAUGAAGAAGCAGCAGGAGUGUCUGGAUAAAAUUUACAAACUGCAAGAAACAGACAGGAACUUGGAAAUGCAGCUGCACAGGAAUGAAAGUCAGUUAGACGAAGUGAAGGCACAGCUGGAGCAGUUAACAGGUCAGAUGGCUAAAGACAUUAAUAAGUGUAAACAUAAUACACAGGGUAUUCAGAAGGAAGUCUCUCAUAUUGAUAGCAAGAUUGCACAUAUUGAGAAUGUUUGCAGUAAGCUGGAUAAUAUUUCUGGCAGCCUACAGCGGAUUAAAGAUGGACUGAACAAGCACGUGAGUAGCCUUUGGAACUGUGUCCAUCAGAUAAACAAGACUGUGAAAUCCCAUACUGCAGAUAUUGUCACAUUGAAGAAUGCUGGUGUCCGAUUCCGGACUCAGGUCCCCAAAACUGCAUACAAAGUUGAUGCCCUUCCAGUUCAGCCUAUACCAGUGGAAAGAGGUCAAGCAGGACCCCCGGGCACACCCGAGUCAUCACAACUUCCAUCCAAAACAGCUAAAUUUCGACCCGCCACCGGAACAAGCCGUGGUGUUCUUAGGGAAGUAGGUUAUGCGGGUCCACCGGGAUCAGCAGAUACAUCAGAUAACGAUGACUCACACAGAAAGGAGCGACAAAGUACACCGCCCCCUUAUGGAGAAAAUGGAGUGACCAAGAGUACAGUUGUUCCAAAGCACGUGGCUUUUUCUGUGGGCCUGACCAGAAAACCAUUUAUUGGCAAUUCAGGGGUUAUACGAUUCGAUAAAGUUUUAGUUAAUGAUGGACAUCACUAUGAUACAAAUACAGGUAUAUUUACAGCGCCUUUUGAGGGACAAUACCUGAUCACUGCAGUCCUUGCUCCUCAGAGGAAUGAACACAUUGAAGCAAUCCUCUCUGUUUCUAAUCAAAGUGUCAUGCAGAUGGACACUUCUGGCUAUCAGAUUGAACUGUUGGAAUCUCAAAGACCCUUUGUGAGAAGAGAGAUUUGUGGAGGAGUUGGGACCUUCACCCUUAUUCUGAAUCUUAAAGUUGGAGAUGAAGUGAGUGUUAUUGUGAUUGAUGGUAAACUGGUCAACACAGACGAAAUGUAUUCAGCUUUCAGUGGAACUUUGCUAUAUGAAACAUCCCCUCAGAGCUAGCUACCUUGAAAGCAC